Thermothelomyces thermophilus ATCC 42464 is the source of this 1509-nucleotide messenger RNA. RefSeq lists its product as uncharacterized. The transcript is spliced from 6 exons. Gene Ontology annotation, cellular component: plasma membrane. NCBI's taxonomy places the organism in Eukaryota, Fungi, Ascomycota, Sordariomycetes, Sordariales, Chaetomiaceae. The record is from RefSeq and is a predicted model, not a curated record. Bases 1 to 1509 code for a protein of 502 amino acids. Gene Ontology annotation, molecular function: carboxylic acid transmembrane transporter activity. Gene Ontology annotation, biological process: carboxylic acid transport; transmembrane transport.
AUGUUCGGCCGCAAGAGCCCGAAGCCCGAAGCCGUCGAGGCUCGGGCGACGGAGGAGCCGGUGCAGGAGAACAAGUCGUUCUGGAAAUCCAUCGUGCCCGUCAUGGCCUGCGGCGCGGGUCUGUUUUCCGACGGCUACAUCAACAACGUCAUUGGCUCGGUCGUGACCAUCUUGGCGAUACAGUACGGCGAAGUCUGGGCGACGUCGAAUGCGAAGCACUACUUGGGUGACAUCGCUUUUGCCGGAACCGUGGUCGGGCAGCUGGUCUUUGGCUAUCUAUCCGACAAAUGGUCGCGCAUGAAUUCGCUACUUCUCUCGACCGUCAUCCUGCUCGUUUUCACUGCACUUUCGGCCGGGUCCUACUACCAUGGCGACGCUGUGGGCAUGUUCAACAUCCUGACGGCGUGGCGCUUCUUUGUCGGCAUUGGCAUUGGAGGCGAGUAUCCAGCGGGCAGCGUGGGAGCCGCCGAGUCGACAAGCGAGCUCAAGACCGGGACGAGGAACAUGUGGUUCAUUUUGUUUACCAACUCCAUGAUCGAUUGGGGCUUCGUCUUCGGCGCGUUCGUGCCCUAUGUCGUCGCAGCGGCUUGCCAUAAUGGACACCUCAGCACCAUCUGGCGCACCAGUCUCGGCAUUGGCGUCGCUUUCCCCCUGGUCCUGUUCAUCCUGCGUAUUUUUGUCAAGGAGCCGGAGGAGUACCAGAAGAACUCCAUGAAGCACGCCAAGACCCCCUACCUCCUGGCCCUCCGUUUCUACGGCUUCCGUCUGUUCAUCGUCAGCCUGAUCUGGUUCAUCUACGACUUCUCCGCCUACUCCUUCGGCAUCUACUCCUCCACCAUUCUGGCCAACAUCUUCGACUCCGACACGGCGCCCUUGACGACCGUCUUCGGCUGGAACACGGUCAUCAACCUCUUCUACAUCCCGGGCACCAUGCUGGGCGCGCCCUUCUCGGACCUGGUCGGACCCCGCUACGCCCUGGCCACGGGCGUCACGCUGCAGGCCAUCGUCGGCUUCAUCAUGGCGGCCUGCUACGGCCGGCUGGCGCAGCCGUCCAUGGUGGCCGCCUUCGCCGUCGUCUACGGCAUCUUCCAGUCGCUCGGCGAGGUCGGCGCGGGCAACAACAUCGGCCUCAUCGCCGCCAAGACGUGCGCCACGGGCGUGCGCGGCCAGUACUACGGCAUCGCCGCCGCCAUCGGCAAGGUCGGCGCCUUCGUCGGCACCUGGGUGUUCCCCUACAUCGUGGCGGCCGGCGGCGACUCGGAGACGCUGUCGGCGCAGUACCCGUUCUGGGUGUCGAGCAGCCUGUGCGUGCUGAGCGCCUUCCUCGUCCUCGUCGGCCUGCCGCAGAUCGGCCAGGACACGAUCGCCGAGGAGGACCGCAAGUUCCGCGCCUUCCUCGAGCAGCACGGCUACGACACGCGCCAGCUCGGCUUGAGGAAGGGCGAGAGCAUCGAGAGCGGGAGCGGCGUGGAGGUGGUCGAGUCCGAGGAGAAGCCCGUGCGGGCCUGA